This is a messenger RNA of Galeopterus variegatus (Sunda flying lemur), 808 nucleotides long. Its product is annotated as insulin, isoform 2-like. NCBI's taxonomy places the organism in Eukaryota, Metazoa, Chordata, Mammalia, Dermoptera, Cynocephalidae. Gene Ontology annotation, molecular function: hormone activity. Gene Ontology annotation, cellular component: extracellular region. The transcript is spliced from 3 exons. The record is from RefSeq and is a predicted model, not a curated record. The coding region runs from base 1 to 603 and encodes 200 amino acids.
AUGGCCCUGUGGGCACGCCUUCUGCCUCUGCUGGCCCUGCUGGCCCUCUGGGGGCCCGAGCCGGCCCCGGCCUUCGUAAACCAGCACCUGUGUGGCUCCCACCUGGUGGAGGCGCUGUACCUGGUGUGUGGGGAGCGCGGCUUCUUCUACACGCCCAAGGCCCGCCGGGAGGUGGAGGAGCCUCAGGCCUCAGCCUCGUCCCCCUCCACCUCCACGCCAAUCCGGCCAGAGGGUCUGGGCACCACAGCCAGAGCACCCCCUGCUUUGGCGUCGACUGCUAAUAUUGGCCCAGCCAGCGGAUCAUCGUCCGGGCAGGUUCGACAGAGAGCCUUGGGAACCAGAGACUCCCCGGUCCUCUUGAUCCACCGUCCAGGAGCUGCAGGGACUACGCAGCGUGUUGAGUACAGGGGCCGAAGAGUCACUGCUGAGCUUGUGAGAGAGGAGGUGGUUUCCAGCCCCCAGCCCCAGGGUCCUCCAGCUCAGCCCCCUGCUCAGCCUGUGCCACAGCCUGAGCCCCAGCAGUCCAGAGCGGCCCGAGAACCCAGCCCCGAAGUGAGCUGCUGUGGCCUGUGGCCCAGGCGAUCCCCACGCAUACAGAACUGAGGGCAGCAGCCAGCCCAGCCCAGCCCAGCCCCAGCCCCAGAGAGGUGAGUGUCUCUGGCAUCCGGACCCGGCGGAGUUGCCUGCUGGUGCAGCUCUCCAUGUGUCCAGCUCUGUGCAGGGGUCUCGGAGCCCUCACGAAGAUCUGGAGCCCCCAGGCACAGAUUUGGAUCUCCCCCCUUUUACAGAAGGGCUGGGGAGAUAUUCA